GUGUCAAAUAUCAACGACAAUAUGGGAGAACGAUUUUUAGUGAGUUAUAUUAAAAUCGAUAAUUGUUUCGCGUAUGUCCCGGACAUCUGGCUACGUAGACAUGGAACAAAGAAUAAUGUCAUCUCGGUAUUACACAAGGACUCGACUUACUUUUUAUCAUGUAGUUCGAGACAAAUUACCGAUAAAGCGUUAUGUCUUUCUGCGCCAUUUGCGAAAUCUUUGAAUAUAGAGGAAGGUGAUGAAGUUUUUGUAUCUUUUGUAAAAGAUGUAUCAUCAUUGAUGAGUAUAACAGUUGUUCCACGAACAAAUGAAGAUCGUGAAAUAUUGGAACUUCAAGUCGAUAAAAUACAAUCGACUUUGUUAAAUAAAAUUCAAAUAGUUGCGAAAAAUCAGCCCAUAGUAAUUUGGGUCUCGAAAUUUUCAACUAUAGUUGUAACUACAGAAAUGCUCGAACCAAAUUUUUCUUAUGGAAAAUUGGAACAAUUUACGGAAGUUCACGUGACUAAUGAAAUUCGAACUACUGUAAACAAACAAAUAGAAUCAUCAAACGAUGAUGAUAGAUUUAAUUUGUGUAAUAAAUUAAAAAAAUUAAUACCAUAUUUUUCGGAGAUUGAGAAUAAUAAGAAAAAUGACAUAGAUAAAAAUUACUCGUUGUUACAAAAUUAUCGACGAGAACAAAAUCAAUGGAUUGUUUAUCGAGUACAUUUCUUUCCCGAAUUAAGUUCGUUUGAUAAUACUAAUUCAAUCGAUGUUAUUUUGAGAUCUCCUUAUAACGUUUUUGUAUCACGACUUCACGUACCGAAAGAAAUACAAUAUACGAAUGAUGGUAUUAUUUGUAAAAUGAAAAAAGUAUCGGAGGAACAAGUAAACGUUAAUACACAAAGUACACAUUUUUUGAAAAAUAUAGAAUCACCAAUUCCAAGUUUAUCUUCGGAAUUAACGGUGAAAGUUUUCAUAUUGGAGGACCUUUUGGAUAAAUUUCCAGACGUUAUAGAUAAAAUUCAAUUAAAGCUAGAUUACGUUCACAGUAAUAUUUAUAUUUCUGAGUGCGUAAGAAUUGGAUUGCGUUUAAAGAUGGGUGCAAAAGUUGUCUUAUCACCGAUCGAAGUUAAGAAAAAUUCAAUUCCAUUGACCAUUGAAGUUUAUCCGAUGAUACAAACAACGUCUUUGCAAAAUAUCAAAGAUUUUUUUCAAAGAUAUUCUAUUCAUCAAAAGGUAUUAUUAAAUUCUUGUGCACCAAUUAAACUUAACGAUGGUAAUCGAUGUAUCGUUAAACUUUUACCGGAAAAAUGUACGCAUGCUUUUCUCGACAAAGAUUUACUUACAAAUAUUACGAUUCAUCUUAAAUCAAAAUUAGAUUUGGACGAUUUGUUAACACUGGAAUAUGAAAUGGAGGAUGACUCUCACGACAAAAUUUCUACGAGACAUUUAGAAAAUAUUCUUUCGGAAUGUCAAAUAACAUUAGAUCUCAGUUUACGAUUAAAUGCACCAACGAAUCUCGAGUAUAAUAGAGAAAAUAUUUUAAUAUGCGGUGAUGUUGGUUCAGGAAAAUCAACUUUAUGUAAAAUAUUAAUUAAAAGAUUACAAAAAUCACCGUAUUUUGUACAUACCCAUUUAAUCGAUUGUAUAUCGUUCAAAGGAAAAAAAGUAGAAAUGUUACAGAAAGUCAUAUGUGCAGCGAUAUCUCAAUGUAUUUAUCAUCAACCGUCUGUACUAUUUUUGGAAAAUAUCGAAAGUAUUACUAUGAUAUCAUCAAACAACGAAGAGAAUAAUACCCCUGAUUCUGUAAAUGCAUUUAGGGUUACUGACAUGAUCAUCAAUGCUGUAACGCAAUGUCAAGAAUCUCAUUACGUUUCAAUCAUAGCUACGUGCGUUAGUAUGAAUAACAUUGGCAAAAAAAUGAGACCAUUGAAAGGAUCAAAUUUUUUUCGAACGAUUCUCUCAAUACCAAAUCUCGAAAAGCCGGAUAGAAUCGAUAUUUUGCAAUUAAUGCUCGAGGACAAGUUGUAUAUGCCUGGCAACGUGAAUUGGGAUUACUAUGGUAACAAGACGGAGGGAUGGAUGGUACAAGAUCUCGUUGAUGUGGCAGAUAAGGCGACGUUUGCAGCUUGGAAACGUUGUGCAAAAGAAGAUAUCAAACCACCGAUAGUUAUAACAGAGGACGAUAUUUCUAAUGUCUUGAAAAAUUAUAAACCAUUGUCUUUGCAAGGUGUUCAAUUGUAUAAAGGAUCUGAUCACACUUGGUCAGAUAUCGGAGGAUUAGUUGAAAUUAAAAAAUCAUUGACGGAGAUUUUACAUUGGCCAUUAAAGUAUCCUGAAAUAUUUCAAAAUGCACCUAUCAAACUUCAAAGUGGUGUUUUGUUGUAUGGUAUGCCAGGUACAGGGAAGACUCUUUUAGGCAAAGCUAUAGCUAAUGAAUGUGGGGUUAAUUUAAUUAGUGUUAAGGGUCCUGAAUUGUUAUCCAAGUACAUUGGGGUGAGUGAAGAAUCUGUAAGAAAAAUUUUCGAAAGAGCACUUCGCGCUAAACCAUGCGUUCUUUUCUUCGAUGAAUUCGAUAGUCUUGCUCCAAGACGUGGUCAUGAUAGUACAGGUGUAACGGAUAGAGUGGUGAAUCAAUUGUUGACCCAACUUGAUGGUAUUGAAGACAGAGAAGGUGUUGCCGUAGUGGCAGCCACGUCUAGACCAGAUUUAUUAGAUCCAGCUCUUUUAAGACCUGGUCGUUUGGAUAAAUCGUUAUAUUGUCCAAUACCAAAUGAGGUAGAAAGAGAAGAAAUAUUGCAUGUUCUUUGUCAAUCCCAAAACAUAAACAUAACAGAAAUAGAUUUGAAAGAAAUCGCACGUAUUUCGGUUGAAUUAACUGGUGCCGAUUUAAACUCGAUAAUAACCCAAGCUAAAUUGGCUGCGUUUGAAGAUGCCGUCAAAAUCAUACCGGAGGAGAAAAUUCAAGCCUCGGAUAUAAAAGUAACUCAAGAACAUUUAGUAGAGUCUGCUAAGUCGAUUCAACCGUCUCUCUCAUCAAAGGAAAUAGACAAAUAUCUAAGAAUUUAUGCGAGAUUCUCGAAAAACGAUACUUUCGUCGAGGACAUAUUGAAGAAUCAAAAAUCAACAUUAGCGUGAUGCAAGAUAAUUCAAUUAUUUUGUCAAUAAAAAAAAACAUGUGUACAUAUCACACACGUUAAAAGUUAAACCUUCAAAUAAACAACUU
Messenger RNA from Polistes dominula (European paper wasp), 3205 nucleotides. RefSeq names its product peroxisomal biogenesis factor 1 (gene Pex1). Gene Ontology annotation, biological process: protein import into peroxisome matrix. Lineage: Eukaryota; Metazoa; Arthropoda; Insecta; Hymenoptera; Vespidae. Gene Ontology annotation, molecular function: ATP binding; ATP hydrolysis activity. Gene Ontology annotation, cellular component: cytosol; peroxisomal membrane; peroxisome. The record is from RefSeq and is a predicted model, not a curated record.